Echinostoma caproni is the source of this 1290-nucleotide messenger RNA. Lineage: Eukaryota; Metazoa; Platyhelminthes; Trematoda; Plagiorchiida; Echinostomatidae. The record is from the annotation of a GenBank genome assembly.
AUGUCACCAAAUAGGUUGCCACGGCGAGCAGACGACCUGCGUGGUUCAUCUCCCGGUGCUAGUGAUUUGAAUGUGAACGGUGAAACAAAGCCAGUAUCCAGUAAAGACAAUCGGAAAUUAUGUGUUAUGGAUCGUGUGACAAUGCUCAAUGACACAAGUGGAGUUAAGUCACGUGGUCGCACAUUAGACUUGUCCUCGACUGGGACCGCUUCAUCUAAGCCUGAUGUAUUGUCACGUCCUGAAAUCAAUGAAAAACUGGACCCAUCGACUGGGGAUUUCGGGAGCUCUAAACGAUCAGAUUCAGUAGACGAGGGAUUGGGCUUGGAUUUCGGAAGUUCCCUGUUGGAUGAGGUAUUCAAAUGUUUCAGUUUGAGUAGUUCGGCUGGUGUCGAAGACUCGGUCCCGGAUAUCAAACCAGAUCAGUAUGAAUCGACAGUUUCCUCUUCGCUGAGUAACACAACAGUCAAGACCACACUUCAGACUACUGUCACGGCUUUCACUGCCACCACUACAACGACGUCAAUGAGUGUUGCCUGUGAAAGCCUCUCCGUACCUGUCGAACAACCGGUAAAGGAAGCACUACGUGAUCCAUCGCCCGUACGAAAUGGCAGAACGGAUUCACCUAGUCCGAAAAGGUUCGGUUCGAAAAUUCUGACUGAUACGCAACCCGAAGUUACGUUCAAACCAAAAUAUGUGGACCUGUCUAUUAAACCGGACGAACCGACCGUAACCAAUCCCGAAUCGCCGACCCCAUCUGGCACCGCUCGAAUCUUGUCCCGAACAAGCACUCUAGGUCCCUCAUCCAUGUUCAGAUCCACCCGUGGCCGGGAUGAAACCGAUCAGGGUAGUGCGCGUCGUUCGCGCACUCGCACUCGCGAGCCGGUUGGUGCGAGUGAUGAUGAAGACCAGGGUGCUGACGGGGAUCGGUCCGGGUUUCGAUCUCGUUGGAAGCGAAGUACGUUUGGGAGUCUCUCUCGGCGCAGUCUGUCUGUGUCUAAAGUCUCCGGUCACUCUCGAGAUGCCUCUGGUCGAAAUGAGACCGAUCCGAGCGAUGGACUACGUUCCAGUAAACGACUGACCAUCAGCCGACCGGUGCUCAUCACGAAACCGAUCCUACCUGGUGACCCGUCCUUAGAUUCGUUAAACCUUGGUCAAUUACCAGCUACCAGUUCCUCAACGUUGACCUCCCUGGGCCCCGGAACGAUUGAUCGAACUAGUUUGCGCAGUUCAGUCAGUCGGGACAGUUCACUGACCAUCGUGUCCGCUGCGAAUGACUAUCCGCAUUCCGGG